AUGGCUCGUGUCGAGUGGUUUUCAGGCUCUCCCAUAGCCGUCACACCACCUCUGUCAGUAUCUAUAUCUACUCCUGCAUCUCCUACAUCUAUCCCGUCUCCUUUGAUCUCUCCACUUGCUGUAGAAGUCGCGUUAUUAAGCUCUCAAGAUGAUCAAGUACCUUCUCCAGGUGGGCCUGAUUCCAUGGACUAUAAAACUGUAACUUUUACAGUAUCUCCGCCUCCAUUAGACCGUCGAGGGUCUCGUGGUUUGAAUCGGCCUAUAUUUUCUGAGCGUCAACGCUUUACGCCCACUGCAGACAAGUUGGUGCUGGUGAUGGUGGGACUCCCAGCCCGUGGCAAAUCGUUUAUUGCAAAAAAGUUGUGGAAAUUCUUUUGCUGGAAAGGCUUAAAGUGCCAAGUGUUUAAUGUAGGUCAAUUACGUCGAGCUACAAGCUCAGGAGCUAAACAGGACCAUUCAUUCUUUGAUCCAACCAAUACUCAAGCAAAAGAGGAAAGAGAAAGACUUGCUUUCGAGUCUUUAAAACAGGUCCAACGUUGGCUUAUCGGAGAAGACGGAGAGAGAGGAGGAGAUGUGGCAGUGUUUGAUGCUACGAACACGACGAAGAUGAGGAGGAAAAUGCUGCGAGACAUGUUUCAUGCUUUUGCAGAUCAGCACAAGACCAGUGUCCAUGUGGUUUUUGUUGAAAGCAUAUGCACCAGUGACGCAGUGAUCAAUGCGAACAUUAAGCAGAAGGUCGAAAGCAGCCCAGAUUAUCGCAGUAUGCCCAAAGAAGAAGCUUUUGCAGACUUGAAACAGAGACUGAAGAACUAUGAGGCUGCCUAUGAAGCACUGGAAGAUGAAGAGGACUGCAGCUACAUCAAAUUGUUCGACAUGCAGUCCAAAGUUCAUGCCAAAGGCAUUUACGGACAUGUGGCCAAGUCCAUUUUGCCAUACAUGAUGAGUUUCCAUAUUGAACAUCGACCGAUUUGGCUCGUGCGGGCUGGACACUGUACUGAAGUGAAACGGGACUUUCGUGACAUUAUCAAAGACCCAUGUGUAGCGCCUCGGUCUGCGCAUUUGAGUCCACUUGGAGUGGACUUUGCGUACCGUCUUGGCGUGUUUGUGAAGCAGCGAACGGUGGUGUGGAUGGAGAAUGAAGGCAUUACUUCGGAAGAUAGCUCGACGGAAUGUCUCGUCAUGACAUCUACGCUGCCACGAGCUGUACAAACUGCAGAUUUUCUUCCGAGCGGCAAGCGAAUGCAAAUGGCAACUUUGAAUCCACUGGAUAAGGGUGAGUGCUAUGGAAUGACAAUGGAUCAGAUGAAGGAGGCAAUGCCGGAAGCGUUUGCUGCGUACGAAAAGGACCCGUGGCGUACCCGUUUCCCGGGUGGCGAGUCUUACCAGGACUUGAUGCUGCGUCUGGAGCCACUUCUCAUCGACAUUGAACAGCAUACAGGGCCAGUGCUUGUGGUGUCUCACAUUUCCACAUUACAAGUGCUUUACUCGUACUUUUUAGGCGUGCCCAUUGAAAGCUGCCCAGAUCUGGAAAUUCCGUUUCACUCGGUGCUGGAGCUCGUGCCAAACCAGGAUGGCUGGACUAAAACUGUAUUUAACAUGCGUGCAUAA
This is a messenger RNA of Peronospora belbahrii, 1608 nucleotides long. The record is from the annotation of a GenBank genome assembly. Lineage: Eukaryota; Oomycota; Peronosporomycetes; Peronosporales; Peronosporaceae.